Endocarpon pusillum Z07020 is the source of this 687-nucleotide messenger RNA. RefSeq lists its product as uncharacterized. The record is from RefSeq and is a predicted model, not a curated record. The coding region runs from base 1 to 687 and encodes 228 amino acids. NCBI's taxonomy places the organism in Eukaryota, Fungi, Ascomycota, Eurotiomycetes, Verrucariales, Verrucariaceae. Gene Ontology annotation, cellular component: mitochondrion; peroxisome. The transcript is spliced from 3 exons. Gene Ontology annotation, molecular function: glutathione transferase activity; glutathione peroxidase activity. Gene Ontology annotation, biological process: glutathione metabolic process.
AUGGCUACUCCCAAGAUAACGCUCUACCUCGACGUUGUGAGCCCUUUUGGGUAUCUGGCCUACUAUGUUUUGAGGCACUCCCCAAUCUUCCGUCCCUGCGAGAUUGAAUACGUCCCCGUCUUCCUGGGAGGCCUCAUGAAAGCCUGCAAUAACAGACCACCCCUGGAGAUAAAGAACAAGAACAAAUGGAUCGGCAAAGAACGCCUUCGAUGGGCUUCCCUCUUCAACAUCCCCAUAACCCGCACCAUGCCUCCGAAUUUCCCCCCUCUCACCCUCCAGGUCCAACGUGUUCUCACCGCCCUCCAACUAUCCUCUCCAUCCUCCCUCCCAACCGCCCUCGACGCCCUCUACCACUGUUUCUGGGUAGAAGGCACCCCUGACAUCAACAAUCCUAGUACGUUCGGCCCAGUACUGGAGAAAGCCUUGGGAAAGGAGCUUGCAGUGAAGGUCAUGGAGGACGGGAAGGAGGACAAUGCGAAGAAUAAGUUAAAAGAGAACACGGAUAGGGCUUUUGAGGGUGGUGCGUUUGGAAUGCCAUGGUUUGAAUGUGUGAAUAGGAAAGGGGAAACGGAAGGCUUCUGGGGAUUUGAUCACUUGGGGCAGGUGGUCAGUUUCUUGGAACUGAAUGGUGAAGGAGGUGGGAAGGUGGAGACAGGGUUGGUGGAGGGGAUGAAGGCGAUGCUAUGA